AUGGGAGUGCAUCACGUGCAGCCUACAAACUUCAGCAACGUGUGCAACGAGUUCCCGGUCAUUUUCAAUGGGACGCUUGGUCACUACACCAGUCUGUCAGUCUCCCUAGACCUCGACCCUGCUGUACACGUCAUCUAUAUGAAGUCCAUGCACGUCCCAUUUGCAUUGCGUCCCAAGAUAGAUGAAGAGCUGGACCACCUGGUAGCACAGGGGGUUCUAGAGCCAGUGGCACAUGCCGUCUGGGAGACCCCCAUCGUCAUCCCAGUGAAGCCCAAUAGGGACAAACCGAAUGGGUCAGUCCGCAUCUGCGCGGACUAUAAAUGUACUUUGAACAGGGCGCUACAGGACCACGCGUACCCGGUCCCUGUAGUCAGCCACGUUCUGGCCACCUUGGGCGGGGCAAAGAUCUUUGGGAAACUAGAUCUUGCCCAAGCAUACCAGCAGUUGCCUGUUGACGAGGCAACUGCGGAAGCGCAGACCAUAGUUACCCACCGGGGGGCAUUCCGUGUUAAGCGCUUGAGUUUUGGAGUGAGCGUGGCGCCGGGACUAUUUCAGCAAUUGAUGGACUCUCUUCUCAAAGGGAUCCCUGGCGUCACGCCCUUCUUCGACGAUGUAUUGAUCGCCGCUGCCACGCCCGCCGACUUCGCGACCCGCCUCCGCACCGUGCUCGGCCGUUUCCAGGACGCCGGGCUGAAGGUCAAGCUGGACAAGUGCCGCCUGGGGGUUCCGUCGGUGGAUUUUUUAGGCUUCACAGUGGACCGGGAGGGCCUCCACCCGACGCGGGAAAAAGUAAAGGCUAUCGUGGAAGCGCCGCCGCCCAAGUCCAAGGCCGCAGCCUUCAAGUCCGUCAAGGAACUUUUAAUUUCUAACUCUGUGUUGGCCCACUUCGAUGAGUCGCUGCCGGUGGUGCUGGCGUGCGACGCAUCACCCUACGGAGUGGGCGCAGUGCUGGCACAUCGCCUCCCCGACGGCCGGGAGGUCCCGGUCGCAUACUACUCGCGAACCCUAUCUGCGGCAGAGAGGAACUACGCCCAGAUAGAUCGCGAGGGUCUAGCUAUCGUGGCCGGGGUCAAGAAGUUCCACGACUUCGUCUACGGCCGACCCUUCACGAUCGCCACCGACCACCGACCGCUCCUCGGCCUGUUCGCACCGGACCGCAGAACACCCCAGGUCAUCUCCCCGCGCGUCCUGCGUUGGACCAUCUUUCUGGCGGCCUACGAUUACAGCAUCGUGCACCGUCCCGGGAAGGCCAUGGGCCACGCUGACGCGAGGGGGUGGCCUACAGGGGUGGAUGGGCCGGAGUUCGCUGCUUUCAAGGCCCGCCGAGAGGAACUGUCGGCUCACAAGGGCUGCCUACUAUGGGGAGACCGGGUCGUGGUCCCUAGCGCCCUACGCCAGGGAGUCCUACGGGCGCUACACGAGGCACAUCCGGGCAUCGUACGAAUGAAAGGACUGGCCAGAAGCUACGUCUGGUGGCCCGGCAUUGACGCUGAGGUAGAGGCAUGGGUGAAGCGGUGCCAGACCUGCCAAGCCGUGCGUCCCAGCCCGCCGGGGGCGCCGCACUCCUCGUGGGAAUCCACCCGCACCCCAUGGUCACGGCUGCACAUUGAUUUCGCCGGGCCAUUCCAUGGACUGUUGUUUCUGGUGACGGUGGAUUCCUACACCAAAUGGUUGGAAAUCAGCCCCGUCUCCGCGACGUCCACCAAGGCGACCAUCCGUGCCCUCAGGAAGAUCUUUGCCACCCACGGUCUGCCAGACACCAUCGUCUCAGACAACGGGACGGCGUUCACCUCCGAGGAGUUCCGGCAAUUCCUCAGCGGCAACCUGAUCCAGCACAUCAGGACGGCACCCUUCCACCCGGCAACCAACGGCCAAGCCGAGCGUAUGGUCCGGACGGCGAAGGAGGCCCUCAGCCGCCUAUCGGAGGGGGACUGGGAAUGCCGCAUCGCCAGGUUCCUCCUAGCGCAGCGGACUACGCCGAACCCGGUAAGCGGCCGCUGCCCCGCCGAGCUGUUGAUGGGCCGGAGGCCCACGAUCCUGCUGGACCGCUUACACCCCGAUCGGGCUCCGGGACAGCGGAACCCCACAGAGCAGAGGGAAGCGCCACGCGGGUUCUUUCCUGAGGAGCCCGUGUUCGUCCUCCGGAGGCACAUCGACCAGCUCCGGCGGCGAAUGCUCCCCGAGCACGAACCAUCGGAAGUACCAUCGGAAGCAGAGGACCCCAUCGAGGCCCCUGAGCAAACCACGCCCGCGCCCGAGGACGCACUCAGAGACAGGCCGCCCCAGGCAGCAGAGGCGGGGGCCCCAGAGCCCGAACUGGCAGCUGCGGAAGCCCCAGCUCCACCACAGACGUCCACCCCGGAGCCAUCUGCAGGUGGUGACGACCGGUACGGUGUUGGCAUGGUCGGCCUCAGCCUCCUUACCCUGCGGCUGCCGGAUUGUUGGGCUUGUCCAUCACCUCACAGCACACCGAGGGCGAGAGGCUGGGCGCCACUUCCAUGGACCUGCCGCCCAGCCAGCUCCCUGCACCCUGAUGCAGCCGACGACGACCACUGCGGCAGCGCCAUGUUCGGCCUCGGCCUCUGA
Messenger RNA from Gekko japonicus, 2586 nucleotides. RefSeq lists its product as uncharacterized. Gene Ontology annotation, molecular function: nucleic acid binding. The transcript is spliced from 6 exons. Bases 1 to 2586 code for a protein of 861 amino acids. The record is from RefSeq and is a predicted model, not a curated record. Gene Ontology annotation, biological process: DNA integration. Lineage: Eukaryota; Metazoa; Chordata; Lepidosauria; Squamata; Gekkonidae.